Rotaria socialis is the source of this 576-nucleotide messenger RNA. Lineage: Eukaryota; Metazoa; Rotifera; Eurotatoria; Philodinida; Philodinidae. The record is from the annotation of a GenBank genome assembly.
AUGAUUACCCAUGAAUAUGAUCAGAGUGAAAUUUCAAUGAACAUGGUGCCGCAGCAAGCCAUGGUGACAAUAGCGAUAGUACCGAAUAAAAAACAGGUCGAUGAAUUAGAACCAUCAUUGAUGUAUUCGAUGUUAUUUCAAGAAAUAUUAUUAGAGAUAGAAGAAGAUGACACACAAGUUGUACGAGACCUUGUCGUUUGUUGUCGUGGCAAAGGUACUCAUGAAUACCAAUUAAAACAGUUUCAGGAUGAAUAUGAGCAGAAAUCAGCUAUUUGGUGGUAUAACUUUGAAAUCUUCCUCUAUGGAAUGCUUAAUCGCGCUUUAAGAUUGUUCGACACGGAGACGAUGAUGAAAAUGGGCGUUUUUGUUCGAAAUCUUCAUCAACAACUAGCACAGCUGCACAAAGAACAAUUCAGUGCGUAUGUAGAAAAAUUUAAUGUUUGUCGUGCUCAAGGGCUAAGAAAUAAGGAAUUUCAGCACCUCCUCGAUCCCCAAGGUGGAUUACUUGCAUUCAACAACUUCCUAUCAACUAGUAAAGAAUGGCAACAGCCACAGAGUUUGUUGAGCGCAAGAUGA